Messenger RNA from Aethina tumida (small hive beetle), 694 nucleotides. Its product is annotated as MAPK regulated corepressor interacting protein 2. NCBI's taxonomy places the organism in Eukaryota, Metazoa, Arthropoda, Insecta, Coleoptera, Nitidulidae. The record is from RefSeq and is a predicted model, not a curated record. The transcript has 5 exons. The coding region runs from base 105 to 521 and encodes 138 amino acids.
UGCUAUUUUGCAUGCCCUACGCAAGUGUCAUAAUUGCUCAACAUAAUAUUAUUUUGAAAAAAAUUAUCACUAUUAAUGUUUUAUUUAUUUGAAUUUCAGUUAAUAUGUACAACAUAAAAGGACCAAGUAAAAUAGUAGCAAAAACUACAAGACGAGGUUUAUCUCAAAAUAUUGAUAAUUUACGGGAUAAUAACAAAAAUAAAGUUUACAUGGAACAAAGUGAAAUAUCAAAUGUUCCAAAACCUGUAUUUCACAAAAAAUAUUCUACAAUAACUAGUCAACAGGAAGUAAUAUCACCUCAACAUGAAGAAAUUAUAAGAUACAUAAAUGAAUCCUGGAGUUCAAUAAACAACGAAAUUGAGCUGCAAACACUAGAUUCAGAUAAAAACGAUGGGCAACCUGUAAUGUUUUAUGAGGACCAAUCUGCGCCGCUUCCAGACUUUAAACCUUUUGAUCUUGAAUCUUGGUGGGGUAAACGUUUGUAUGCAUACAUAACAAGUACCACCCCAACCUCAAGUUAGUGCAUAACAAACCAGAGAAGCAGAUUUAUCUGGCAACUGAUAUGAAAUAAUAUUACCUCAAUUUUUAUUUUAUAUAGUUUGUUACAUAUAUUUGUUAUUAGAAAAUAUUUCAGUAAUGAAAUGAGCAAUAUAUUGUGUAUUUAGAAGAAAUUUUCUAAAAUAAAAGUACAAAA